This is a messenger RNA of Didymella exigua CBS 183.55, 1234 nucleotides long. RefSeq names its product DUF1183-domain-containing protein. The record is from RefSeq and is a predicted model, not a curated record. NCBI's taxonomy places the organism in Eukaryota, Fungi, Ascomycota, Dothideomycetes, Pleosporales, Didymellaceae. The coding region runs from base 129 to 1073 and encodes 314 amino acids. Gene Ontology annotation, biological process: regulation of store-operated calcium entry. Gene Ontology annotation, cellular component: endoplasmic reticulum membrane. The transcript has 2 exons.
CUGGAUUGCUGCCUGUGCCAGCGAGAUCGUCAACACCGUGUCCUCACGCAAUUUGCCACUGCAUGGGCUUGCAUAGCCUUCGAUAUUCCUAACAUCAUCUGCAAAGACUCUGCCACCCCAACGACGCCAUGCGCAUUCUCACUCUUCUAUAUGCAGCGCUGCUGAGCGCGUGUGGCGCGCAAGCCUUGCGCUCAGAUAAAGUCAAGCUCUCCAACAUCCAGAGCCUGACACUGCGAAAGGGACUCGACACAUCCCAUCGCCGUGUCGAUGCCAUGCCCCAGCUCUCCUGCAUUGGCGGCAAUGCGAAAGGUCUCUAUGAAGUCGAUGUGAUGCGCUGCAAGAACUCUGGAUCCGACUACGACUCCGAGAACAUCCAAUGGACGUGUACUGCAUCCCUCCCCGACGAAUUCAAGCUCGGCUCCACAGACGUCAUUUGCGAAGGCUACGACUAUCCCGAAGACCCGUACAUCCUGAAAGGUAGCUGUGGAGUUGAGUACAGGCUCGUACUCACGGACAAGGGUCACGAGAGGUACGGCAAGGGCAACGGAGGUCACUGGUGGGGCGGUGACGAUGAGGGCAGCGGUAGAGAGGGGCCAAAGACACUGGGCGAGCAGAUCGCUGCCGCACUCUUCUGGAUGGUCUUCAUCGGUGUCGCAGGCUGGAUCAUCUUCAAUAUUGUCCGCCAAUGGGGUCAGGGCGCUGCAGGCGCCGGAGCUGCUGGCGGUAACCGACCAGGCUGGGGCGGUGGAGGAGGCUGGGGCGGAAACGAUGAUAAUGACGACCCCCCACCACCAUAUGAAUAUCAGGGACGACCAGGCAAGAGCACAUAUGGUACAAACCAGCCCCAGGGUUGGAGACCUGGAAUGUGGUCUGGCGCACUAGGUGGAGCCGCAGCUGGGUACGCAGCUGGACGCAUGGCGAACAGAGGCAAUCAGACCAACAACGGGUGGGGCAGCAACAGCGGUGGUGGGAACAAUGGCGAAGGUAGCUCGAGGUCAUCCUCGGGCUCUGGCGCCAGCUUCUCAAAUACGAGACACGAGAGCACUGGUUUUGGCUCCACCUCGAGGAGGUAAAUGGUGGUUGCAGUGGACACCUUCCCUUGGCUCAAAAUGAUACCCACAUUCUUCAUAUCUUCAUCAGUAUACGCAAUAAGCCUUAGUGACUGGUACAGAAGGAACACUCAUGACCAUUGAGGCCCGCUUACAUGUAGCAGAUCAAUUCGUACAAUCUUGAG